CGUAUGUCAAAUUGACAUUAGCUUUCACGAGUACAAAAAUGGUUUUCAAAGUAGUAAAUAAAUAGAAAGUUUCAGAAAUUAUAUCAAAUCAACAACUGAAGAGAUCUUACCGUAGAUAUUAUUUUAAAAAAUACAUAUUCCAGUUAAUACUUAGCAUCAAAAUAAACCAUGGCGUUAAAUUACGUUCGUCAAAUUACAAGAGGGGUAUGUAUUGGUGUGCACAAUGUAAAUAUUGCGAAAAGGAACAUAAGUACAAGCCUUCCGAGUAGACUAGGCAUGAUACCUAUCGUAGUGGAGCAGACUGGCAGAGGGGAACGCGCCUACGACAUCUAUUCUAGACUUCUGCGCGAACGAAUCAUUUGCUUGAUGGGUCCUGUCACUGACGAAAUAAGCUCAUUGGUUGUCGCUCAACUGCUGUUCCUGCAAUCAGAAUCUACUAAGAAACCGGUCCACUUGUACAUAAACUCGCCAGGCGGUAACGUGACUGCUGGUUUAGGGAUUUAUGAUACAAUGCAGUACAUCACGCCGCCCGUUGCGACAUGGUGCGUAGGUCAGGCUUGCAGUAUGGCGUCUUUGUUGUUAGCAGCAGGAGCUCCAGGCAUGCGACACGCAUUACCCAAUUCUCGUAUCAUGAUCCACCAGCCCUCUGGAGGUGUGCGGGGCCAAGCUACUGACAUACAGAUACAAGCAGAAGAGAUAUUGAAGUUGAAGGCUCAGAUAAAUAAUUUGUAUGUGAGACACACUGGUUUGCCCUUAGAGAAGGUACAAGGAUCUAUGGAGCGUGACUGCUUCAUGUCUCCAUUGGAGGCAAAAUCUUUUGGUUUAAUAGACAAUGUGCUGGAGCAUCCACCUUCACAUGCUUUGGAGAAGGAAGUUGCUGCCGGCAACACUGGAUCUACGCCUAACUGAUGAUGAUGAUAUAUUUUGUGAUACUGAAAAUAUUAAAGUUAUAAAUUGUUAUAGAUAUUAAAGUAAACUUUUAUAUAGUGA
Messenger RNA from Manduca sexta (tobacco hornworm), 990 nucleotides. RefSeq names its product ATP-dependent Clp protease proteolytic subunit (gene ClpP). Lineage: Eukaryota; Metazoa; Arthropoda; Insecta; Lepidoptera; Sphingidae. The record is from RefSeq and is a predicted model, not a curated record. Gene Ontology annotation, molecular function: serine-type endopeptidase activity; ATPase binding; ATP-dependent peptidase activity. Gene Ontology annotation, biological process: protein quality control for misfolded or incompletely synthesized proteins. Gene Ontology annotation, cellular component: endopeptidase Clp complex. Bases 169 to 909 code for a protein of 246 amino acids. The transcript has a single exon.